Plectropomus leopardus (leopard coralgrouper) is the source of this 3302-nucleotide messenger RNA. RefSeq names its product RNA-binding protein with multiple splicing-like. The record is from RefSeq and is a predicted model, not a curated record. Gene Ontology annotation, molecular function: RNA binding. Lineage: Eukaryota; Metazoa; Chordata; Actinopteri; Perciformes; Serranidae.
CCUCACGCGGAGAUGGGGAGAGAAGUUUGCCUGCGGCGCAGUCCACUGAACACUUACCGUGUUUCAUUUGGGGAACAGCAACAAGAAAGAGCCUCCGGAGAAGCUUUCCAGGGAAUGCUGAGGAAUAUCUGACAGCACAGAAAAACCCUCUCACCGCUGACUUUUUCCUCUUUUAAAAAAUACAAAUCUUUACUUAACAUUGAUGUCGCCAAAGUAAGUGGGAAGCUCGGGUCAGUAGGACAGCGGCCGCACGCGGACUGUUGUCUGUCGGAGGGUGCUUUUUAAAUUUGGGUCCGAAAUAGAAACGAAGAAGAAGACAGUCCGAGAGAAAGUGAUACAAGAGUCCGACUCAGAAUGAAUAACAACAAAAUCGAGAAAGAAAACGAGCAGAGUGAAUUUACCAACCACGAAGAGGAGGUCCGAACGCUAUUUGUCAGUGGACUACCACUGGAUAUUAAGCCGCGGGAGCUCUAUCUCCUGUUCAGACCAUUUAAGGGCUAUGAAGGCUCCUUGAUAAAACUCACUUCUAAACAGCCGGUGGGGUUUGUCAGCUUUGACAGUCGAUCAGAGGCGGAGGCUGCUAAGAAUGCCUUGAACGGGGUGCGGUUUGAUCCAGAGAUCCCCCAGACCCUGCGGCUGGAGUUCGCCAAGGCCAACACCAAGAUGGCCAAGAACAAGCUGGUCGGCACCCCUAACCCCCCUCCCUCCCAGCAGAGCCCGGGGCCACAGUUCAUUAGCAGAGACCCAUAUGAGCUCACAGUGCCUGCUCUAUAUCCCAGCAGCCCAGAUGUGUGGGCGUCAUACCCGCUGUACCCGGCGGAGCUGUCGCCGGCCCUCCCACCCGCUUUCACCUACCCUUCCUCGCUCCACGCUCAGAUCCGCUGGCUCCCACCUGCAGAUGGAACUCCUCAGGGAUGGAAGUCCAGGCAGUUCUGCUGAAGUAUGUGUUCCUGAUGUGUGAUGGUGGCCGUGGCCGGCUGUGACGGGCGUUGCUGAUUGCCUCUCGUGUCCAAUUAGAAACCAGGAGGACUGACCUGACUCCGGCUCACGGAGCAGCGUACCGUCGGCAUCAGCAGCCUCAUGGGCCUCAGGACAUACUAGACCCCAGCCUCCAUCACACAUCGAGACCCCCCCUCCACCCUCCCCAAAGUCCUUCCAACUCUUUUUAUACUGUUACAUACUCGAGAUUUACCGGCAGCGCUAUAGCUACAUCUCCUCUGACACCUCCGUGAAAGGUACCAGGCGUGCACAACAAAGGCGCACACACCCUUUGUUUACCAGUUGACUGCAUCGCCUGUCAAACGUUCUCUCUUGCUGUGCAUUCUGUAUAUGCAAGUGUAAAAACGACCGCCCGUCAAAGGAGUGCAAACACAUUUUAUGCAGCCACUUUGCAAGGCCGGACGAACAGAAGUGUGGCUAAAGCGCUGCCGGGUAAUGUUAUUAUAUGACUAUAAUUAUUACUAUUCUGUAUAUCAUUCAUAUUAAUGUUAUUAUGAUUAUUAAAUACAUGUUGAAGCAUGACUUUGCAAAAAAAAAGAAGAAAAAAAACAAUGCUGUACAUUUUUAGAUAUUUUAAAGAAAUACAAAAAAGUAUUUUUGUAAUCAAGAUUUGAAAUGUUUGAUUGGUUCAUGUUGUGCUAAAGUGUGUGAGGAACUUUCAUACUUUUUUUUUUUUUGCCCUCCCUGUUUGGUGCCAUUAUGAAAUGGUGAGUCGCCCUGCUAUACCAAAGCAGUCCUGUGGGUUUGCUGGCGUCUUUUCUACAUGCUGUGUGGAUAUAAGUUUGCUCAUGUGUCAAGUCCUUUGUCUGAUGUGCUGAGCAGUCAGCGUAGACUCCGAGUGAGGGAAACACACCUGAUCGAGCUCAUAAUUUUGCAGUUUGAGGUAAUCAGAUGUGUUAAAAGACGCACUGACAGGAUAAGGCGUCACUGGUGAAGGUAAAGUGACCCCAAAGGCUGCACCACAUGGCAAACUGAGCCCUGCUAUAAUAAUGUGCUCCUUCAUUGUGUAGCAGGAGGACAGCAGCGCAGUAUACAGAAACAAAAGACCAAAGCAUUUUAUUUUUUACACUGGAGAGCUAUCUAGGCUAGUGGAAUUAUUCCAUUUUUGACUGCUUUGUAGUCCUCAGUCUGAUUUCUUAUGAAGUAUGACAUUAUUUUUGCUGCAUGUCUCUUUUGGUGUCACUCCAAAGAGCCACUCUGCAUCUGAAAGGAUAUUCACUUAAAGCAAUUUGUCUCUUUUGUCUAUUUUUAGGGAGCCAACUUGAUUCAACCUGCUUUUGUAAUUUACAUAGUGAUGAUUGGAGUGUUUAAAAAGAAAAUCUUUUGUAAUCUUUGUGUAUUCUGGGCCUGCAAUAACGUCUUUGCCGUUUGACAUAUCAUCGAGUGAUCAUAUUUCUGUGACAUUUUUGACGCCAAAAUCCUCAUUCAUGUCGCAUUCUCACAAAAACAAAACAGCGGUUCUUGUACUUUGUUGACGGGGCCGAGUCACAUUUCAGUGAUGAGACGAUCAGAAAAGUGAAAUACUGCAAGAAAAACAAUCCUCCCUGUAAUGUUUAGCCCAGGUGUGUACAAUCAUAUCGGAGUGCUUGAGUCAUAUAGUCAGUGUUUGUAAUGAAUAAUAAUAAUAUGCACAUAAUGCCGACUGAUUUUCUGGAGCAGUUUUUGCUUUUACAGACAUUUUUUAAAGCCAAGUGUGGCACCAAAUUUAUUAGAACAAGUAUUUAUAAGGUGUGUGUGCGUGUGUGUGUGUUUUUAUGGGUAUUAUGUUUUUAAAGUUCAUAGAAGAUGCCCAUCAUAUAAUUCAUUGUAAGUAUUAUUGUAAGUUUAAUUGUAUAUUCAUUUGGUAAUUUUCUAGAGCUUCUUUUUUUUGUGUUUGUAUCUGAUAUAUGAAAACUGUUUUACCUGCAUAAUUCACUGUGAAAUCCAGAGAAAAACUUUGAACGAAUGGAUCUUUUUGUGUGUUGCCAGCAGUACGGUACAGAAGUUUCUGGAAAUGAAUAUGAUGAUCCCCCCCUUCCCUCUUUGUCAAUGAGAACUAUUCCUUUCUCGUUUCAGUAUACCAUGUGCGUACCUGUGUGUUCUGUGCAUGUUCACGGCAUGUGUGUGUUCUUCUUUUCUUUUUCUUAAUGCAUACAGUACUGUUGAUAUUUAUGUACUUUAGCCGCUGUAAGGAGAAACUGUAUUUCAGUGAAUUGCAGAGGUUUGUUUGUUUGAAACCAAAAAAAAAAGGUGAUCAAAAUGAGUUUUUAUGAAAAUGUUAAAUGAAGACAUUUCAGGCCGUCCGCCAUUAAAGAUUGACGUCA